AUGGUGGGAUUCGAGCCCCUGAGGCUCGGGCUGGCGAGACACUUGGAGAGAAAAGCUGGGUCCCAGAUUUUGAGGCCUGGGGAGACCCAAACCUAUCCUGCGGGUGCUCAGCAGCAUGCAGAUAACGGAAAGGGUUCCUUACAACGGCCUGUGAGCGAGGGGCAGCCUCACGGAGUCGUCUGCUGGAGGGAGGUGCUGCUGGGGUGGGGUUGGGUGUGGCUUCUGCGUGCCAGCAGUGGCUGCCCCGCCGAGGGCACCUCCAUCUGGAAGCUCCAGCCAGUCGCAGUGCAGUCCACAGGUUCCAGAUGGGGCUGUGGGGGCAGAGUGAGGGCGGGAAGCCUCCCGGGGGUCAAAUUAAGAGAAGGUCCCUGUUCCGGGGACCCCAGGGCGAGGUUUCCAGGCAGAGGGAAGCCCGGGGCGGGUUGUCGUGGGGCUGUCGGAGUCUCUAGCUGGAGUUACUGGGGCAGGGAGGUCGGAAACGGAGGCGAACCGGGCCCUUUUAGAGUCCCCAGCUCUGCAGCAGCCUUGGGGAGACUGAGGCCCAGUGAGGGCCCACGGGCUGACCGGGACCCCCGCUGUUCACUGUGGCUGCCCCAAGCGCAGGUCUCGGCCGGAGAAGCCUACCUGGUGCACAUAGACCGGCUCUAUUCCCGCUCCGACUUCAACAACUACGUGGCUGCCCUGUACAAGGUGCUGGGGACCUUCCUGUUCGGGGCGGCCAUGAGUCAGUCUCUGACUGACCUGGCCAAGUACACGAUCGGCCGCCUGCGCCCCAACUUCCUAGCCAUCUGUGACCCCGAGUGGAGCCGGGUCAACUGCUCGGUCUACGUGCAGCUGGAGAGGGUUUGCAAGGGAAACGCUGCUGACGUCACCGAGGCCAGGUGGGUGUGGACGAGCAGCCUUCACUCUGGGGGGCAGUGGGAGCUGAAGAAGCCCCAGAAGCCAGAUGGUGUGGAGCCAGCAGGCAGGUGGUCAGGCAGGAGUGAGGCCUCAGGGCUCCAGGUGCCUCGCAGACAGCAGGAGGCUGGGGGGAGCAUGCUUUGUCUGCCCUGAGUCUCAGCCCUGCCCUC
Molecule: messenger RNA, 1070 nt
Organism: Cebus imitator (Panamanian white-faced capuchin)
Lineage: Eukaryota; Metazoa; Chordata; Mammalia; Primates; Cebidae
Biological process (GO): signal transduction; phospholipid dephosphorylation; phospholipid metabolic process
Molecular function (GO): phosphatidate phosphatase activity
Source: RefSeq, a predicted model, not a curated record